Molecule: messenger RNA, 656 nt
Organism: Leucoraja erinaceus (little skate)
Lineage: Eukaryota; Metazoa; Chordata; Chondrichthyes; Rajiformes; Rajidae
Product: histone H3.3A
Exons: 4
Coding region: 188-598 (136 amino acids)
Cellular component (GO): nucleosome
Molecular function (GO): DNA binding; protein heterodimerization activity; structural constituent of chromatin
Source: RefSeq, a predicted model, not a curated record
UUGUUGCUGGGAAGGCUCUGUCAGCCAUUUUCUGUUGUUUCCCAGCGAAAGGCCAAUUUCUUCCCAUCAUCGUUAUUAUUAUUAUUAUUAUUUCUUCAAACCCUCCCCCCCUAAAGAGGCUCGGGCGGAGGUGAGACCCAGAGGCGGCUGCAAGACAAGCUUCUAGGAUCGAUCGCUCGGAAGGAGGAUGGCUCGUACCAAGCAGACUGCCCGCAAGUCCACCGGUGGGAAGGCGCCGAGGAAGCAGCUGGCGACGAAAGCCGCGCGGAAGAGUGCCCCUUCGACCGGCGGCGUGAAGAAGCCCCAUCGUUACCGCCCGGGAACAGUGGCUCUCCGAGAAAUCAGACGCUAUCAGAAGUCCACCGAGCUGCUGAUCCGCAAGCUGCCCUUCCAGCGCCUCGUUCGUGAAAUCGCUCAGGACUUCAAGACUGACCUGCGCUUUCAAAGUGCUGCCAUCGGUGCCUUGCAGGAAGCGAGUGAAGCCUAUUUGGUGGGACUGUUUGAAGACACCAACCUGUGUGCUAUUCAUGCCAAGCGCGUGACCAUCAUGCCAAAGGAUAUACAGCUUGCUCGUCGCAUCCGCGGGGAGCGCGCUUAAUCCUAUCGCCAUUGGGGGCGAGGGAGAGCAGGAGGGGAUGGAUGGGGGGGGGGGGGGG